AUGGCUGAGAGGUGCUAUCACAAGCAGGUCGAUACCUGGUGGACGCAGUCACCCACACUGGAGUUAAUCAUGGAGCAGCUCCUGCGCACGUUCAAGACGUCAAUCACUGCAAGCCUGGCGAUGAAGUUAUUGAUGGCCAAGAAGGACGCACGACGCACCUGGGCCGAGCACUUUUUGUACAUGGUCGCCUAUGAACCGACGCGACUCGACUACCUGCGCCAUGCCGAGGAGCUGGCGCACUUCGCGCAGUCCAUUGAGCACGGCGGCAGCGCGGUGGGUCGUGAGGUCGUCGCCGCGCACGUGGAAGGCAAACCCAAGGGUGCGAUCACGUGCUACCGAUGUCGGCGACCAGGUAACAUCGCUUCCGACUGUCGCGCGCGAGUCGUGCACGACGACUAG
This is a messenger RNA of Peronospora matthiolae, 399 nucleotides long. NCBI's taxonomy places the organism in Eukaryota, Oomycota, Peronosporomycetes, Peronosporales, Peronosporaceae. The record is from the annotation of a GenBank genome assembly.